Molecule: messenger RNA, 6230 nt
Organism: Biomphalaria glabrata
Lineage: Eukaryota; Metazoa; Mollusca; Gastropoda; Planorbidae
Product: zinc finger protein 345-like
Exons: 5
Coding region: 283-1950 (555 amino acids)
Biological process (GO): negative regulation of transcription by RNA polymerase II
Molecular function (GO): DNA-binding transcription repressor activity, RNA polymerase II-specific
Source: RefSeq, a predicted model, not a curated record
AAAUAAGGGAGAUCAAUAUGUUUACUUAAUACCUAUAUUAAUAAUACAGAGAUUUACUAUUAUAUUUAUAUUAAUAUCUAGAUCUAGAUCUACUUACAGAACUCAAUUACCUAAUAUAAUAUAUAGAUGUUGGCAAAAAGGUCAUCUACACUACAGUGUCUCUACACGAAAAAUUAAUUGAAUUUGUUCUAAAUCAAAACAAAGGAAAAAGUAAAUUACCCAGUUCAAGAAUAUUUGUUAAUAAAGUCAUCAUCAGAAGAAGAAGACAUCAAAGUGUCACUGAUGGCUGAUUUAGAGCAUGAAUCCAAUCUUGACCUGUGCAAUGUAAUAAAACAUGAGAAGAAAGAAAGUCUUAAUGAAAUAUGUUUGAUAACACAGUCAUGUGAACUACAAGACGUGAACUUGUCAAAUGUAAAAAUUGAAAAGACUGAAGAAGAUGAAGUAUCUUCUUCUAUGCAGCCAUUUGAAAACAAUUGCCAUGAUCAAACUUGUAAUGUAAUCCCUGGACAUCAGGCAGAUAUUCUAAAGCAGGAGAUAAGAAUGUCUUGUACUACUGAAAGUGAUAAACCAUUGUCCUUAGCAUCAAGGCUACUGGCUAUGUCAAAGAAGACAGACAGAAACUUUUAUCCAGUGCCCAUCAUUUUGCCAAACUUAAAACUGACUGGACACAUACCUCUCCCAGAACUGCCAUUGAGCGAGAUAAAAAUCCUAAAUCAAGAAAAAGAAAUGACAUCAACAAAUGUAUUCCUAAAGGACAUGCAUGAUCAUAUGGAACCAAGAAUUUCCUAUGAAAUUGUUUCAGAUAAAAUCAAGAAUUCUAUUUGCACUGAUAAUCAUCAGAUAAAUAAACUUUUCACUUGCCAAAUGUGUCAAAAAGAUUUUUCUAGCUCUAAAAUAUUACAAAAUCAUGAGUUGAUUCAUGCUGGUGAAAAAACAUUUAAAUGUCAAAUAUGUCAGAAAGGUUUUUCUUCAUCUAGUUAUUUGAAACAACACCAACUGAUUCACACUGGUGAAAAAACAUUUAAAUGUCAAAUAUGUCAGAAAGGUUUUUUUUCAUCUAGUUCUUUGAAACAACACCAACUGAUUCACACUGGUGAAAAAACAUUUAAAUGUCAAAUAUGUCAGAAAGGUUUUUCUUCGUCUAGUUAUUUGAAACAACACCAACUGAUUCACACUGGUGAACAACCAUAUAAAUGUGACACAUGUGGAAAAAAAUUAUUUAAUUUUUCAUCUUUGAAACAACACCUACUAGUUCAUACUGGCGAAAAAACAUUUAAAUGUCAAAUAUGUCAGAGAGGAUUUUCUUACUCUUGUAGAUUGAGAAAGCACCAACUAGUUCAUACUGGUGAAAAACCAUUUAAAUGUCAAGUAUGUCAGAAAGGUUUUUCUUCGUCUAGUUAUUUGAAAAAACACCGACUGAUUCAUACUGGUGAAAAACCAUUUAAAUGUCCAAUAUGUCGGAAAGGAUUUUCUUACUCUAGUAGUUUGAGAAUGCACCAACUAGUUCAUACUGGUGAAAAACCAUUUAAAUGUCAAGUAUGUCAGAAAGGUUUUUGUUUGUCUAGUUAUUUGAAAAAACACCGACUGAUUCAUACUGGUGAACAACCAUUUAAAUGUCCAAUAUGUCGGAAAGGAUUUUUUAACUCUACUCAUUUGAAACAACACCAACUGACUCAUACUGGUGAAAAACCAUUUCAAUGUCAAGUAUGUCUGAAAGGAUUUUCUACCUCUUCUCAAUUGAAAAAACACCAACCUGUUCAUACUGGUGAAAAACCAUUUAAAUGUCAAAUAUGUCAGAAAGGAUUUUCUUACUCUAGUUAUUUGAGACAACACCAACUAGUUCAUACUGGUGAAAAAACGUUUAAAUGUCAAAUAUGUCAGAAAGGAUUUUCUACCUCUACUCAUUUGAAAGAACACCAACAUGUUCAUACUGGUGAAAAAAACAUUUAAAUGUAAAAUAUGUCAGAAAGGAUUUUCUUACUCUAGUAGUUUGAGAAAGCACCAACUAGUUCAUACUGGUGAAAAAACAUUUAAAUGUCCAAUAUGUCAGAAAGGUCUUUCUUCAUCUUAUCUUUUGAAACAGCACCAACUAGUUCAUACUGGUGAAAAACCAUAUAAAUGUGACACAUGUGGAAAAAAAUUAUAGAAACCUUCAUCUUUGAAACAACACCGACUGAUUCAUACUGGUGAAAAAACAUUUAAAUGUCAACUAUGUCAGAAAGGAUUUUCUUUGUCAUAUCAUUUGAAACAACACCAUCUUGUUCAUACUGGUGAAAAAUCAUCUAAAUCAGUGGUUCCCAAACUUUUUUGUCUUGUAGACCCCCCUGCCUUUUUUUUCUGGUUGUUAGUAGACCCAUUGGUUAACUUAUUAUUUAUUUUUUAUUAUUUAUUAUUUUCAAAUUUAUCAUUUUUUUUUAAAGUAAUUUCUUACUGUAGUGAGCUGAGAAGUGAAAAAGUAAUUUAAAGCUGCAUAUUAAGUUAUAGAGAUCUAUCUUUAUUAUUGAUGAAAUUCAAAUUUAAACCAAUUAAAAUAACAAAUAAUUAAUUAAUUAAUAUGCUGGAAUCACCUAACACACUGGAAAUGUUAAUUGUUCUUCGCAGGUUUAUCAUCCAUUGCUAAUGAUUCCAAUAGGAAUUUGUUGUUCUAUGAAGUAGUCCUUCAAACUUUAAAUAUUUAUUAAUUUGCCAAAUGUGUAUCAUUGUUAAAGCUUAUGCAAAGAGCUGUUUCUCCUAUAUUUGUUGAUGUUUCAUGUGUGGCUCAAAUAUUGAGUCCGAAGAACUGUUUUCAUUAACGGCAAAUCAUUAACGGCAGAAGGGGCGAAUAUGAGUUCUAAACCAGAAAGCUUGCUAUCCACUUAGCAAAAUGAAACUGAAUUCAAAACUCUGCUGCAUUGCAACUAUCCCCAAACAUGGUAAUGGUUUCGUGUGUCACCCCUGAGGAAAAAUAAGGAGUUAGCAACCCAUAGGCAGAUUGUAGCAGACAGCGCUACACCCUGUCAGAGCCUCUGACGCAGCUUAUUUUAAACUGUAUCUAUUUUGUUUUCAAAAACAAUAAAUAAGAAGCUCUUUAUUUUACGACACAUGCCACCGAUGUGCCCCUGAACUGUAUUGUUGCUCAAAGAAAUUCUUUUAAUAUUAUUAAAUGUAGGUCUGUGUAAAACGGUUUUUAAAACAACAAUAGCUUGUAAAAUCAAAAUUUUAGGUAUCAGAGAUAUUGUAAGACUCUUACAAACAAUCAUCUUGUCUAUAUGAUGUCGAAGAGAGAUUUUUUGGGUCUGUUCUCUUUCAUUGAGUAUUUGAACGUUUUUCAAAUGUUAUCUAUUUUGUCAUGGUGGCAUUGUCUCAGAUGGUCUGCCAGCGUAACUUGUUUUAUAUCGUCAUAAAUAGGAGCUUAGGCAACUGAUUGUUUGACAAGGAAGGAGUGAAGCCUUAUUUUAAAUAAUCAACGCUGCGUACAGUCUACCUUCAUUUCGUUAUACAUUAGUUACAUGCAGACGAUAUUAAUCUAAAUAAGUAUUGGAAUUAAAUACUGUAAUUUUUCGUUUGAAUAUCGUCACAGUCUCGCUUGACAUUGCCUGUUAUAUGCUUACCUUUGGUCAAGAAGAGGAAAGGCAUGUGAAUCAUCUGAUAUAGAAAGAGGAAGUAAGAAUGACUAAAUGGACUUUUAGUCACUUGUAGCUUUUAGGUCAGUUGAAAGAGUCACUCAUGGGAUUUGAGUCGGUACACAUAUUUCUAGUAGUUGUUUUUUAGCGGCCAUCGAAAGGGCAAAAGACGCUAUUAGUUUUGUGCAAAAUGUCUGUCCGUCCGUCCUGUUUAGAUCUCGUAAACUAGAAGAGAUAUUGAAAAUCCGACAUUUGAAUAAGGAUUCGAAUAAGAGAUUAAGCCUAUUCAAAACAAUUAGAUCAAUUAUAACACAUAAAUAAAUUAUAAUUAUGUUAGGCCAGGGGAGGCGCGGUGGCUGAGCGGUAAAGCGCUUGGCUUCCGAACCAGGGGUCCCAGGUUCGAAUCCUGGUGAAGACUGGGAUUUUCAACUUUGGAAUCUUUGGGCGCCUCUCAGUCCACUCAGCUCUAAUGGGUACCUGACAUUAGUUGGGGAAAAGUAAAGGCGGUUGGUCGUUGUGCUGGUUACAUGACACCCUCGUUAACCGUAGGCCACAAAAACAGAUGAACUUUACAUCAUCUGCCCUAUAGACCACAAGGUCUAAAAGGGGAACUAGUUAGGCCAGGUUCACAUCUAACUUUACAUUCACUUUCACCUAUCCUUUGGUCUCUAGGAUCGUUGGGGCACUACACAAGAUCUGUUAACCUUCUUUCUCCAUUCUUAUCUCUCAUUUUUUUGGAUAUAAUUUCAUUUGGAUGUUCUUUCUGAAAAUAUUGAAGCCUUCUUGGGUGGACCACUUCGGGGGCCGAUUUUGAGUUUGUGUUUCCACACAAACUGUCUUUUGUAACCUUGUUUUUUUUUUUUUUGUAUUUAGAGAUGGGUACGUAUUAUGGAAGUUUAUUGAUAUGUGUACCCGCUGUGAUGCGGACUUUAUUUGUACUCUAGAGGACUUAGUGUAGUUGAUAUCUGAUACCGCUGUUAUGCGAAUAUAAUUAUAUUUCAAAUUGAUUUAUCUUUGUGUAACAACUAUAAAGUUGCAGUAUUUUUGAAUAAAUCUCAAAAUUGUCUACUAAAGUUGGACUCUGGUCAUUGCAUACUAUUCAUGUUUGUUACUUGUUGAGUGGACACAUGAACCCAGCAUUCUAAGGCAUACGCGACACAUUGAUAGUAAUGCCCGAUUCUACACCUGAGUGACCAGCAACACACAUAUACGUUACAAUAGCAAGAUAAAUAUUGAAAGGAUUAACUAAGAUACAAAUAAUAGUAUUGUCUGAAAGAAUGGGAAGUAAAAAGUAUAGUCGGGACCUGCUGAAAUAAAUCCUAUUAUCGUAGACCCCCUGGAAGUCUUUAUAGACAACCAGGGGUCUAUAUAGACCAUUUUGGGAAUCACUGGUUUAAAUGUUAAAUAUGUCAGAAAGUAUUUUCUAUUCUAGUAAUUUGAACCAACACCAACUGAUUCAUAAAAUAUGUCAGAAAGUAUUUUCUAUUCUAGUAAUUUGAACCAACACCAACUGAUUCAUAAAAUAUGUCAGAAAGGUUUUUAUUCGACUAGUUAUUUGAAACAACACGAAGUUAAGUUAAAAAAAAAAGUAAAGUACAGUUUUCUUUCAUACCUUGUGACCUUUAGGACAGAUCAUGUAAAGGUCAUCUGGUUCUGUUGCCUACUGUAUAAGGAUGUUAUGAGGCCAGCACAGCGACCAACUGCCUUUAUACUUUUCCCCAACUAACGACGGGAGCCCAUUACAGUUGGUGGACUCAGAUAUCCCGAAAUUAAAAAUACCUGUCUUCACCAGGAUUCGAACCAGGGACCCCGUUUCAGAAGGCAAUCACUUUAUCGCUCAGCCACCAUUUUUUCCUAUUUCAAACAGCACCAGUUGAUUUAUUAUGAUGAAAGACCAUGUAAGCCCUAAAUGACACAUAUGUGGGAAAGGAAUUUCUGUCACUUCACGUUUGAAACACCACCACCUCGUUCAUUAUUUUCAAGACAUUUGUAUGGAAUAAAGGGAUAAAGGAGUCUUCUAAUUGAUGUGGAAAAAAACAAAACACCAACACUUUUUUCAUAACUCUGAGAGACCAUUUAAAUAUCAAAGAAAAAUAUUUUCACAUCAGUUACCUACUAGUGCGCAUUUUGUCGCAAAUGGACACGAAAAUACGCGAGUACGGUUUAUCUUCUGAAAAUACGCCUUUUCUCCCUCUUAAAAAAAAAAUAAAAAAAUUAUAGGCCUGGAAUAGGCUAUUUUUAUUAGAUCUACCACGAGAAAGUCUCACUUUGCGUACGAAGAUAUAAAUGUUUACCAGAUUUUAGUGAUUUAAAUAGAGCAGAGUUCCUUUCAGUGUGUCAUUUUUUAUGAAGUCUUUAAACUGAUUGAUUAAUAUUAUCAGUGUAAAUUUGCUACAUACAGAUAAUGAAAUUGAUGACAAAUAUACGUGAAUGAUGUUUCUAUGGUACAAUUUGGUAGCCUGAGGAAUUACAGUGUAUAUCUUAUAUUUUUAUGUAGACUUAUUUUUUAGACACUGAAUAUGUCAAAAAUUAAGAGAGUUCAGAUUUUGAGUUUAUCUAAUCAGUAUAUAGAGUUUAAAAAUUCAAUAAGAAAUAAUAAAAUAGCAUUGAGCUGCUUGGCUAAGUAGA